AUGUCGCAAUCACAACCACAAAUUCCAGAAGUUGGCGAUGAGUUUCCAACAGCAGAAAACUUCAAGGAAGUGGCACAACAAGGUGCUAAGGCAGCGGGUUUUGCCUUUAGCGUUUCAUCAUCAAAAAUGUCAGGUGGUGGAAAAGGUGGCCACACCCCUUUCAUAACUUUGCAAUGUACAAUGGGAGGUACCUACAGAAAUAACCAUAAAAUUAAUGAAGAGACCCGAAAAAGAAAAAAACUCUCAAAGCGUCAAAGCUGUCCUGUUGUUUUACGAGCUGCUUUAAAUGAAAACACCAGAACUUGGGUAGUAACGUCUUCCAAAAGUGUGCAUAAUCAUGAACUACUUAUUCCAUCUCAAAUCCAUUGUCUUCCUCAACAUCGGCACCUCAAUACGGAGCAAAAAGAGUUGGUUCAUAUAAUGCUUAAAAGUGGGGCAUCAACUCGAUCAAUUGCUGAUGCGAUACACUGGAAACAAGUUGCCUAUGCUGAAGAAAUGAAUGAAGUUGAAAAAGCAUUUAAAGAAGUUAGUCAAGCGACAAUGAAAAUACCUUCGAUACCAUUAUCGUUGUCAAUUGACAUGACUAUUAGUAAAGUUCUUUACAAGCUCGAAGAAAAAUAUGAACAUCUCAAUGAUAGUGGGUCAAAAGCCACGUUCUUGCAUAAGCUUGAAGCACUAGUCACUGAAGAAAUUCCAGUCCCAAAGGCACCAUUACAUAAUGUGUCUACUUUGCCUAAAAGACACAAAACUU
Messenger RNA from Racocetra fulgida, 751 nucleotides. The record is from the annotation of a GenBank genome assembly. Lineage: Eukaryota; Fungi; Glomeromycota; Glomeromycetes; Diversisporales; Gigasporaceae.